Molecule: messenger RNA, 1447 nt
Organism: Eptesicus fuscus (big brown bat)
Lineage: Eukaryota; Metazoa; Chordata; Mammalia; Chiroptera; Vespertilionidae
Gene: PLEKHA2
Product: pleckstrin homology domain containing A2
Exons: 12
Coding region: 160-1437 (425 amino acids)
Cellular component (GO): cytoplasm; membrane
Molecular function (GO): PDZ domain binding
Source: RefSeq, a predicted model, not a curated record
GGAGCGAGAGGCACCGGGAGUUUGGCCGCGAGAUAAAGAAAUCCCCGGAGAGCGCCGGCCCCGCGGGCCCGGAGGGGCGCGUCGCACCCCGAUGUAACCCACGCACCCUGCCCGAGCCCGGCCCCUGCGCGGCGGGGGUGAUGUGAGCAGAGCCCAGGAAUGCCUUAUGUGGAUCGGCAGAACCGAAUCUGUGGGUUUCUGGACAUCGAGGAGAAUGAGAACAGUGGCAAGUUUCUGCGGAGGUACUUCAUUCUGGACACCCAGGCCAACUACCUUCUCUGGUACAUGGACAACCCCCAGAACCUGGCAAUUGGGGCAGGAGCUGUUGGAUCUUUGCAGCUGACCUACAUCUCGAAGGUGAGCAUAGCCACUCCAAAGCAGAAACCAAAGACUCCAUUUUGCUUUGUCAUCAAUGCCCUCUCUCAGAGGUAUUUUCUUCAAGCCAAUGACCAGAAAGAUCUGAAGGACUGGGUUGAAGCUCUGAACCAAGCCAGCAAAAUCACUGUACCCAAAGUUGGGAACCUGCCUCUGACGACGGAAGUUCUCAAAAGCAUAGCAGUUCCGCCAGCCCUCGAGAAGAAGCCGCAGGUGGCCUACAAGACAGAGAUCAUCGGAGGGGUGGUGGUCCACACGCCCAUCAACCAGAAUGGUGGGGAUGGGCAGGAAGGGAGUGAGCCAGGGUCCCACGCCAUCCUUCGACGGUCUCAGAGUUACAUUCCCACGACGGGCUGCCGUGUGCCCACCGGCCACCCCUUCAUUAAGAGCGGCUACUGUGUGAAGCAGGGGAACGUGCGGAAGAGCUGGAAACGUCGCUUCUUUGCGCUUGAUGACUUUAGCAUCUGCUACUUCAAGUGUGAGCAGGACCGAGAACCACUGCGCACUAUAUUUCUCAAGGAUGUCCUCAAGACCCAUGAGUGUCUGGUCAAAUCUGGUGAUCUCUUAAUGAGGGACAACCUGUUUGAAAUCAUCACAAGCUCCAGGACCUUCUACGUACAGGCGGACAGCCCAGAAGACAUGCACAGCUGGAUUAAAGAGAUCAGGGCAGCUGUCCAGGCCCUCAAGUGCCACCCCAGAGAAAUGUCCUUUUCUAGAUCCAUUUCUUUGACUCGCUCUGGAAGCUCCAGCCUGUCGGGUGGGCCCAGCUCUGUCUUCUGCAGAGGACGGCCAGCCGGGGAAGAGAAGAAAGCCCUCUGCAAAGCCCCCUCCGUGGCCUCCUCCUGGCAACCCUGGACACCUGUCCCCCAGGCCGGGGAAAAGCUACAUCCACCCGAAGAGACUCUGGAGGACUCUUUGUUCACGUCUCGACUUGGGGAGAGCAAUACUUCUGGGGCGUUGCCCAGCUCCCGGAUAAGGCACCGAUCGGAGCCCCAGCACCCCAAGGAGAAGCCAUUUAUGUUCAACCUUGAUGAUGAGAACAUACGGACUUCUGAUGUGUGAUGAGGCAUAG